AUGGCGGAAAAAGGCCAGGAUGUUAUUCACCUCGACGAGCCCAACGGCAACUUCGAUCGCACAUGGAGAGAGGAGCAGUGGGGAGACAAGAAACUGAGUGUUGCGGCUCAGGAUGUCGCCAAAGACGAGAAGGAGAUGACAAUCCCUCAGGCUCUCAAGGCCUACAAGAAAGCCAUCUUCUGGAGCUUGGUAAUUUCAACCUGCGUCAUCAUGGAGGGCUAUGAUACAAAUCUUAUCGGCAACUUCUACGCAUACCCAUCCUUCCAGAGAAAGUAUGGCGAUUGGGUUGGCGUCUCGAAACAGACGCCCACUGGUUAUUCCCUGACUGCUGGUUGGCAGUCUGGUCUCGGGCAAGGCUCUGGCUGCGGUUCGAUCCUGGGUACUAUCAUCAACGGGUGGCUCAUUACCGCAUUCGGUCCUCGCAAGGUCCUGCUAUGCACUCUCUGUGUCAUGACCUGCUUCCUCUUCAUCCUUUUCUUCGCGCCCAGCAAGGAAGUUCUUCUGGUGGGCGAGAUUCUGCUGGGUUUCGAAUGGGGCAUCUUUGCCACCACUGCACCGGCAUACGCAUCCGAGGUGCUCCCACUGCAGCUCCGCGUCUUCUUCACCUCGUAUGUGAACAUGUGUUUCAUCAUCGGCCAGUUCAUCUCCGGCGGUGUCCUGCGUGGCCUGGUCAGCAGAAGCGACCAGUGGGGAUACAGAAUCCCGUUCGCAGUCCAGUGGCUUUGGCCGACGUUCCUCAUCCCCUUGAUCUUUUUCGCCCCGGAGUCGCCUUAUCACCUUGUUCGUCACAACCGCCUCGAAGAAGCCGAGAGGUCGAUUCGCAGACUGCAGGCUCCUGGUCCCGGGCUGGACCCCAAAAGAACCCUCGCGACUAUUGUCUACACGAAUAACUUGGAGGAGCAACUCGCCGUGGGGACGUCGUAUUUCGACUGUUUCCGAGGAUUUGAGAGGCGCCGGACGGAGAUCGCCUGCGUGGUCUUUGGUGGUCAGCUCGUGUGUGGUCUCUGCUUUGCCUAUGCUUCAACAUACUUCUUCCAACAAGUCGGCUUGGACACAAAGGCGGCUUACUCCUUGGGCGUUGGAGCCAACGGCCUUGCCCUUUUGGCCUGUUUCGCCAACUGGUUCUUGCUCAUGCCGUACUUCGGCCGCCGCACCGUCUACGUGUGGGGAAUGUGCGCCAUGGCCGUCGAGUUGUGCCUGAUUGGCAUCCUCAACCCUUGGACCUCUCAUCCCUCAGUCGCUUGGACGCAGGCAGUGCUGACCUUGGUGUGGACCGUGACCUUCCAGCUCAGCGCCGGCCAGCUGGGCUGGGCUCUGCCCGCCGAGAUCGGGUCGACCCGGCUGAGACAAAAGACCGUGUGCCUGGCGCGAAACGUGUCCAACAUCACGGGCGUCAUCGGCGGCACGCUCGAGAACUUCUUCAUGAACCCCAAGGCCUGGAAUCUGCAGGGGUACACGGGUUUCGUGUGGGGAGGGUGUGCCUGGCUGGUCUUCAUCUGGGCUUACUUCCGCCUGCCCGAGACAAAGGGCCGCACGUUCCACGAACUCGACAUCCUCUUCGCCAAGAACGUGCCCGCCCGCCAGUUCAAGACGACCCAGAUUGACGAGUUCGAUGAGCACGACCAGAACCAGCUCGCCGCGCGCUACAACAACUCGGUCACGGGCGGUCCCCCGCGCAGGCCGUCCUUCGUGCCCUCGGUGACCAACGUGCUGGCCAACCACGGCCGCGCCGAGGACGCCCUGGCCCAGCGCAGAGGGUCCGUGGUGACCACGCCCAACGCGUCGCGCAGGCCGAGCAUCGCACCUGCUGUUACGGAGUACUUGAGGACUCAUUGA
This is a messenger RNA of Fonsecaea multimorphosa CBS 102226, 1836 nucleotides long. RefSeq lists its product as uncharacterized. Gene Ontology annotation, cellular component: membrane. The transcript is spliced from 7 exons. Lineage: Eukaryota; Fungi; Ascomycota; Eurotiomycetes; Chaetothyriales; Herpotrichiellaceae. The coding region runs from base 1 to 1836 and encodes 611 amino acids. Gene Ontology annotation, biological process: carbohydrate transport; transmembrane transport. Gene Ontology annotation, molecular function: carbohydrate:proton symporter activity. The record is from RefSeq and is a predicted model, not a curated record.